Messenger RNA from Thlaspi arvense, 1056 nucleotides. Lineage: Eukaryota; Viridiplantae; Streptophyta; Magnoliopsida; Brassicales; Brassicaceae. The record is from the annotation of a GenBank genome assembly.
AUGUGGAGGGGCCCGGUAGAGCUGGAUGGUGAGAAUGCAAGGCUUGCAGAUUACUUUGACGUGAUAGCGGGGACAAGCACGGGCGGCCUUAUGACCGCCAUGUUAACUGCUCCGAACGAAAAUAACCGACCUCUUUUAGCCGCGAAAGACAUCAAGCCGUUCUAUCUGGAGCACUGCCCUAAGAUAUUUCCUCACAAGAGAGGCGCGUUUGGAUGGCUUGUAAAGAAUCUGAAGUCGUUAUUCGGGCCCAAGUACAAUGGCAAAUACCUUCAUAAGAUUAUAAAGGAGAAACUUGGAGAGACGAGGUUGCAUCAGACCUUGGCCCAUGCUGUCAUCCCUACUUUCGACAUCAAACAUUUGCACCCCACAAUUUUCUCCACUUACGAGGUGAAAAAGUCCCCGCUGUUGGAUGCUCGAUUAUCCGAUAUAUGCAUCAGCACAUCUGCAGCACCAACUUAUCUUCCAGCCCACCACUUCAUGAACCAAGACAGUAAAGGCAAUAUCAAGGAAUUCAAUCUCAUCGACGGUGGUGUGGCUGCAAAUAACCCGGCUCUGGUGGCAAUAAGCCAAGUAACAAAACAGGUGUUCGAUGAAAACCCAGAUUUCUUCCCCAUCAAGCCCAUGGACUACGGCCGAUUUCUGGUGAUCUCAAUUGGCACGGGCUCGGCCAAGGGGGAAAAGAAGUACAAUGCUAAAAUGGCAGCCAAGUGGGGAGUGUUGGACUGGUUAAUUCAUGGACGUAGCACUCCAAUAGUAGAUGUUUUCAGUCAAGCAAGUGCUGAUAUGGUUGAUUUUCAUAAUUCCGUGGUCUUCCAAGCUCUUCACUCCGAGGAUAACUACCUUCGGAUUCAGGAAGACAGGUUGAGCGGAACGGACUCCUCCUUGGAUAUCUCCACAAAGGAGAACUUGGAGAAGCUUGUUAGCAUUGGAGAGAAGUUGUUGAAGAAGCCGGUUUCGCGGGUGAAUUUGGAAACUGGCUUAUCAGAGCCAGUUAAGAACGGUGGCACAAAUGAGAAAGCUUUAAAGAGGUAUUCAAAAAUAAAAAUAUUAUUUUAA